Dermacentor andersoni is the source of this 1488-nucleotide messenger RNA. RefSeq lists its product as uncharacterized. The record is from RefSeq and is a predicted model, not a curated record. Gene Ontology annotation, cellular component: nucleus. Gene Ontology annotation, biological process: cell differentiation; regulation of transcription by RNA polymerase II. NCBI's taxonomy places the organism in Eukaryota, Metazoa, Arthropoda, Arachnida, Ixodida, Ixodidae. Gene Ontology annotation, molecular function: sequence-specific DNA binding; DNA-binding transcription factor activity, RNA polymerase II-specific.
CUCUCUCAUAGCGAGAGGGGGGAGAGAGAAGGGGGUAGCCCCGGUCUAAACUUGAAAGUUUCGGGAGUGGAGAGGGCCUUCUUCAGGGCAGUGGGAAAGCCGGGCGGCCCGGAUGGAGCGGGUCAAGUCGCGGGAAGGAAAGCGCAGCAGCGCCCUUUCUCCGCCCGGCGGCCCGUUGGCCCCGAUGUACCGUUAGUCGCGCUCAGUCCGUCGAACGGGACGACCGCGCGCCAGGACUGCUCCUGCUUCUCACGGCGCAGCACUGGCAAGGUUCAGGCACCUGCUGCAGCGCUCCAUGGCGGCGGCGGCCGGCCCCGGGCCCGAAGCCCAGACGCCGGAGCCGCCCUCGGAGUCGCCGCCCAACAACGACCACGAGUCGACUGCCACGGUGACGCCGCCGACGGACGAAGAGGACGAGGGCCCUCCCCCGGCGGCGGUGCCCGAGCCCCCUCCGCAGCCCCAGCAGCAGCAGGCGCACCAUCGCGCAGGUGAGCCCCGGCCUCCGGCGCCGGGCGCUGGCAAUUGGCCGCUUCCCGAGCUGGGCCGUUUCCUGCUUGCGGGGCCGCCCAGCAGCAACGAGCAGCUUCCUGCCGGCCGCGGCUCCUCUUGUCGGGCAGCAGCCGCAGCCAUGGAGAGCAACAUCACGCUGUGGCAGUUCCUGCUCGAGCUGCUGCUUAGCCAGCGCUACAGCCACAUGAUCACCUGGACCAACGAGGACGGCGAGUUCAAGCUGGUCAACGCCGAAGAGGUGGCGCGCCUGUGGGGGCUCCGCAAGAACAAGCACAACAUGAACUACGACAAGCUGAGCCGGGCGCUCCGCUACUACUACGACAAGAACAUCAUCAAGAAAGUACUGGGCCAGAAGUUCGUCUACCGUUUCGUCUCGUUCCCGGAGAUCGUCAAGACGGAGAACAAGAUCCCGUUCCACGUCAAGAUGGAGAGCAUGGCGCAGGCGCCGCAAGACCUCAGCGUCAAAGGUCGUGAGCGCAAGCGCUCGCUCUCUGACGAGGACGAGCCGGCGGCCGACGACGUCUCGUCCACGAGCAGCGGAGGGGGCAAGCGGGCGAGGCCCGAGUCCGACACCGACUCGUGCCCGUCGCCCGGCAGCGGAGCCGGUGCCCCGUGCCUUUCCCCGUUCCUGGCGGCGGCCGCCGCUCACCAUCGCGGCAAGUUGACGCUGCCCUUGUACCCUCCGUUCACGGCGACGCGUCCCUUCACCCUGCCGCCGUUCCCGCCGCUGGGGCCGUUCGUCCCAUACUCGCCGUUCGAGCCGCAGCUCGUCUUCUCGCCCGCCGCAAAGUCCAUCUCAGUGCUGCAGUGACACCCAAACCCGAGCGCUGGACGCCGGGCAGUGCUGCCGCCGAACUAUCAUCCCCGUUUUUUUUUUUUUUUCUUGCCGUGUACAGUUUAUUCAUGUGUGUGGCUUCCGCUCUGUAGUGCAGACGCCGCGGAAAAUAAAAGCUAUAAAGGGGCGCGCCCCCUGUCGGA